Messenger RNA from Eurytemora carolleeae, 2218 nucleotides. RefSeq lists its product as uncharacterized. Gene Ontology annotation, biological process: proteolysis. The transcript has 23 exons. Lineage: Eukaryota; Metazoa; Arthropoda; Copepoda; Calanoida; Temoridae. The record is from RefSeq and is a predicted model, not a curated record. Gene Ontology annotation, molecular function: serine-type endopeptidase activity. The coding region runs from base 42 to 2096 and encodes 684 amino acids.
CUUCUUCUGUUUUUGGUUCUUAAUAUAUUCAUUCAGAUAAAAUGAAUAUGAUGAAGAAAAUAGGAAUUAUUUUACUGCUUACAGUUUGUUCUCUAUUACCUGGCACAACACUUCAAGCAUCUGAGAUCACAGAUACGACUGAAGGAAGUUCUAUUGGAGAUACUUCGGCUGAUGACACUACUGAAGGAUCUUCUGAAGAUACUACAAAAGAUAUUAAUGAAGAUGAUACUACUGAAACAGAGAGUAGUACUACUGUAGAUACAACUGAAGGUACUACUACUGAAACUUCUGAAACAGAAGAAGAAAAAGAUGAUGAGUAUGAAGGAGACCCUAAGAGUCGAGAUUAUAGCAACGACAAAAUUUCCAAGAAGAAAUCUGGAUCGAAUUUGUAUAAAUAUGGGAACAUGAAGUGUUCUUGUGGUGGAGGGCAAAAACCUGAGGAAAUAAUGAUAGAGUCAGAUGAUGCAACUACUACCACAACUACAACAACAACAACCACAACAAAACCAGAAGUUGAAGAUAGGAUAGUUGGGGGAAUUAAAGCAAAGUUUGCUCAGCCUUGGCUUGCAUAUAUACUUAUCUUUUAUACGCAGAAUGGAUUGUCCAAUCAAGCUACUUGUGGUGGAGCACUUAUCAACAGCAAGUUUAUUCUGACUGCCGCACAUUGCCUCUGCGAUGAAUCUAAGCAAAUGCCUUGUCCUGUCAAAAACAGAGAUAAUCCUAAAAAAUACAGUAUAAAAAUUGAUUAUAAUGUUACAACUAAGUUCAGGAUAUCAAUUGGAAUGAAAAAUCAAAUGGGAGUAGGAGAUAACUUACCAGCAGCUGAGAUUGAGAAAAGAGUAUUCACCGCUAUCUCUGGCAUUGUUCACUUCAAAUACAAACCCCAGUACUUGGACCCAACUCCGGAGGAAAAUGGGCGUGACAUUGCUUUGCUAGAAUUAAACAGAGAAAUAAAUUUUGAAGAUGAGACAUACCUGAGGCCUGUUUGCCUUCCCCCUGGUCCCAGGUUCCCUGACAAUCAUGGGAAGUUUAUGGGCUAUGUAGAGGGCUGGGGGAAGGAUGCUGAUACAUCAGGGAAAUGUAUGACCAAUGAGCUUGGACCUUCUCCUUUCGAACCUUGCCAGAGAAAAACAAUAAUUCCAGGAAAUUCAUUCCCUGGUUGCUCCAACCUUAGAAGCCCGACAGGCUACCUAAUGAAGGAAGAAGAUAACCCUUGUAAGAAGUUAAAGGACUAUUACAAGGAGAAGGAGAAACAAAGGGGAUUCCUGCCAAACGGUUUAACAGAAGUAAAGGUAUUUAGGAACAAACUUGUCCAAUAUUGCUUUAAUGAUAAUGUAAACAGAAACAAGAAGAAAUGGUGUGCCACCUGUAGGAGCAAAGCAGAACCAGGGGAAUCUGGGUAUUGUGGAGAGAAUAGUGUUAAUGAAACAGCAGAACAAUUUCUAAAUAUGACUGCUAAAAACUGGGGCUUCUGCUUAGAAUCAAGUGCAUGUGAGAGGUUGUCAGGAAAACAGUUUACUGGAAGUGGAGAACUCAAUUAUAUUCUUCUGGACAUUCUUGGCAGUAAGGAAUGUGAACUGUUUGGGAACAAAAGUAGUAUAAAUACGAAACGGGAGAUCUGUGCAGGGAAGAAGAUUAAACCAAGAUUGGGAUAUUUCAAUUUAACAGGAGACCAAGUGAAAAGUUUAGAACCUAGGGAAGAUGAUCUUCCCUUAGCUCUGAUGAAUACAACCUCUAUUCAUCUUGGAUAUAUUAUUGGAGGAGGAGACACUUGUCAGGGUGACUCUGGUGGUCCCCUUUUGAAAUGGUUGGGUGACCAGGCGGUGGUAGUGGGAGUAGUUUCUAGAGGUGCAUCUUGUGCUGAAGAGAACCAGGCUGGAGUCUAUACAAGGGUUAAAACUAAACUAAGGUGGAUUUUCAAAUAUGCUUCCAAGGGUAAAUGUGGAAACAAAAAGGAAAGUAAAACUCCUCACUUUAGAUCUCAAGUAGAACAAAGUCCGAAAUCUUCCACAUCAACCACAACAACUGUAUCAACAUCAACAACAACAACAAGUACAACAACAUCUACAACAGAUCCAAACCUUCUCUAUUCAUAAAUAUAUCAAAAAUUUACAAAAAGAUCUUUGUUUAAUUGAAAUUAAUGCAACUUAGUAUUAUUGUUACCUUGCAAUGUUUAAAAUAAAACUAUUGAAAAUAAACGAUUUCACAGACCCCAAAA